Myxocyprinus asiaticus (Chinese sucker) is the source of this 2731-nucleotide messenger RNA. RefSeq names its product G-protein coupled receptor 135. Gene Ontology annotation, molecular function: G protein-coupled receptor activity. The coding region runs from base 182 to 1540 and encodes 452 amino acids. The transcript has a single exon. The record is from RefSeq and is a predicted model, not a curated record. Lineage: Eukaryota; Metazoa; Chordata; Actinopteri; Cypriniformes; Catostomidae. Gene Ontology annotation, biological process: G protein-coupled receptor signaling pathway. Gene Ontology annotation, cellular component: membrane.
GAACAUUAGGGACAUUGUUUACCCAAAACAUAGUGGUUUGCGUCAAAGGACUAUACACGGAUCAUGUGUGAAAUGGUAUUGCAUUGUCCUGCAAACUCAUUUUUACUGUGAUACUGUCACGGGAGACACAGACAAGGGAUGCAUUCUCUCCUAUCCCGUGGAUGCGCCCUAAUCGUGUCCAAUGGAUCUCCCUGGCAUCAUCAAUACGACCAUGGACAACAUGUCUGGUUCGGGCUUCAUUUUGGAGAUUGUCACCAUCAAUCCUGUUCUAAACAGCCUGACCACUCAGCCCAGCGCUGGAAGCAACCACUCAGCUGGGGGCGAGAUGCACCUCAACAUCACGGUGAUUAGUUUGGAGAGGAACUCGGUUUUCCAGGGCAUCGCAGUGGCCGCGCAAGCGCUGCUGCUCUUGGCCAUAUUCUUGCUGUCCAGUCUGGGUAAUUCAGCCGUUGUGGUGGUCAUCAUCAAACACAGACAGCUGAGAACAGUGACCAAUGCAUUCAUCAUGUCCCUAUCCCUUUCUGACUUCCUGACGGCCAUUCUUUGCUUACCCUUCUCCUUCAUGAUGCUCUUCAGCAGGGAUGGCAAGUGGAUGUUUGGGGAGCGCUUCUGCGUCGCCAACGGCUUUUUCAACACCUGCUUCGGCAUCAUCUCCACCCUGACCAUGACUCUUAUCUCAUUUGAUCGAUAUUAUGCCAUUGUCAGGCAGCCACAGGCCAAAAUCGGUAGGAGGAGAGCGAUUCAGCUCCUGGUGGCCGUUUGGUUAUCAGCAAUGUUCUUCUCCUUCCCGUGGUACCUGCUUGUGCAGACCUCAGGGCGCAUGGUGGUGCACAAACAGGGCUUUUAUCAUUGCAUGUACGUGUUCCAUUCUGGCACCUCCAGGAUGGGCACUGCCUACAGCAUAGCUUUAUUAGUGGUGUGUUACCUGCUGCCAUUCACCCUCAUGUGCUUCUGUCACUAUAACAUCUGUAAAACUGUCCGACUGUCGGAGAUCAGGGUGCGGCCGGUGACCACUUAUGCGCACCUGUUGCGCUUCUACAGCGAGAUGCGCACCGCGACCACCGUCCUCAUCAUGAUCGUGUUCAGCAUCUUCUGCUGGGGACCAUACUGCCUGAUGGGCACCAUCACAGCUCUAGGGAACUACUCUUUUAAUCCUGCUAUGGACACUGUGGCUAUUUGGAUGGCAUGGGCCAAUGGUGCCAUUAAUCCUUUGAUUUACGCCAUUAGGAACCCGAAUAUAUCCAUGCUGUUGGGCCGGAGCAGGGAGGAGGGAUAUAGGACUAGAAACAUCGCUGCUUACCUGUCCACGCAGACGCAGCGCAGGGACGCAGUCCGGACGUCGGCGCAUCGAAUACGGGAUUGGUACGUGAGCCGGCACGGUGCAAACAGCCGACUGUCUUCCUCCAGCCCAGCCAACGGUGGAGAAGUGGCCAUGUGGGCCUGUAAGAACCCAGCAGUGUUUUUCUGUAGAGAUGCCCAUCCUGAUACAAUCACUGAACCCGAGGUGCCCAAAGAUGAGACGGCUGACACCAGUUUGUAAUUGUAGUGACACUUUCUGAUAACUUUCAUUGAUCAGUCAGUCAUCAUGUGCAAACUUCAUGACAAUUCUGAUUAUUUGAAUGCACAUUGACAGACAUUAUUUAGGUAUACAGCGACCCCAAAAAGUAUUUGGAUACUUUAGCCACACUUAACAUGUAUAAAAGGAAUAUUCCUGGUUCAAUACAAGUCAAGUUCAAUCGACAGCAUCUGUGGCAUAUUGUUGAUUACCACAAAAUAUUAUUUAAACUCGUCCCUCCUUUUCAAAAAUGAGGCACUUACAAUGGAAGUGAAUGGGGGCCAAUGGAAGUUAAUGACGUCUUUAAAAAAAAAAGAAAUGUGAAGUGUGUAAUUUUAUAAAAGCACCACUGUAAAAAAUGUCAGUAAUUUAAACGUUUGCAGUGGAAACCUUUAUUGGACUUAAAAUGAAUAACAUUAACCAACACAUUUCGGCAUGUAGGCCUUCAUCAGGGUUAAGAUAAAAAUAUACAACAUGCUCAUUUAAAACAACUCUGACCAAUGCAAGCUCAUUUAAACAACCAAUUAUAUUGGGCUCUGUAAUUGAAUCCCUGCUAACUGUUAGGUUAAUUAAGGAUGUGCAUUACCUCAAUCAGUCAAGACACUCAACUAAUCACAGUGUCAGAAUGGUGUAUGAAAUGGAUAACAAUUCACUAGUACACCUCACAAAUGACCAUAUUAAAAAUAUAGAUGUAAAAAAAAAUGUAUAUAUCCAGACAUAAUUUUUCAACACCAAACAUAAAAACAUCAGAAAUCAAUAACAUAAGAACCAUCAUGAUUAUAAAAAUUAUUGUGAAAAUUCCUUCAAAGAAAAAUUCUCAUUCAUCACUCAUGGAAAUACACUUUUAAAGUAAAAAAUCCAAAAAGCUUCUCUCUCUUUCCUCAUAAGAUCAAUAUCCCCACCUCUCGUACUCGGUUUUAUAUGUUCAAUACCCCAAAACAAAAAGGAUGAUAAUGGAUGAUUAGAUUCAUUAAAGUGCCUUACAACAGGACUGUUUUAUCAUUCCUUUUUAUUGCGCUUCUAUGUUCUGUCAUUCUUUAAAGGGCGAGAUGUUUCUCCAACACAAAGCUUCUUACAUGAACAUUAAAUUAUAUAGAUCACAUGUUAUAAAUCUUUUUAUGUCUAUAUGUUUAUCAUUUAUAGGAUGAUUGAAAAUGUGUAUAUUUUGGUAAAUUG